AAACUACACUUCCCAAGGGGCAGCGCGGCACGUCACAGAGCAAGGACGGCGCAUGCGUAGCGAGAUCCUCCGCUUUGCGACUAAGAUCCUAAAAGGGGAAAAAAGCCUGUGGUUCUCGACGCACGAGAGCCUUCGAACACGAGCGCGUUUUCAUUCACAGACUUUAAGAAGCGUUCCAGGGACGCGCCCGGCCCACCGUAGCAAUUUCCAGCGUGACGUGCUUGUUCCGCCCGUGGCGCGACACCCCCCUAAACGAUGGCCCUUGUAUCUGCUGAUUCCAGAAUUGCAGAACUUCUCACAGAGCUCCAUCAGCUGAUCAAACAAACCCAGGAAGAGCGUUCACGGAGCGAGCACAACUUAGUGAACAUCCAGAAGACCCAUGAACGGAUGCAGACAGAGAACAAGAUCUCUCCCUACUACCGGACCAAGCUGCGUGGCCUGUACACGACCGCCAAGGCCGAUGCAGAGGCCGAGUGCAACAUCCUCCGGAAAGCCCUCGACAAAAUAGCAGAAAUCAAGUCUCUGUUGGAAGAGAGGCGGAUUGCGGCCAAGAUCGCAGGCCUGUACAAUGACUCAGAGCCCCCGCGGAAGACCAUGCGCCGGGGGGUGCUGAUGACCCUGCUGCAGCAGUCGGCCAUGACCCUGCCCCUGUGGAUCGGGAAGCCUGGUGACAAGCCCCCGCCCCUGUGUGGGGCCAUUCCAGCCUCUGGGGACUACGUGGCCAAACCCGGGGACAAGGUGGCUGCCCGGGUGAAGGCCGUAGAUGGGGAUGAGCAGUGGAUCCUGGCCGAGGUGGUCAGUUACAGUCAUGCCACCAACAAGUAUGAGGUAGAUGACAUCGAUGAAGAAGGCAAAGAGAGACACACCCUGAGCCGGCGGCGGAUCAUCCCCCUGCCCCAGUGGAAGGCCAACCCUGAGACGGACCCUGAAGCCUUAUUCCAGAAGGAGCAGCUUGUGCUGGCCCUGUACCCCCAGACCACCUGCUUCUACCGUGCCCUGAUCCACACACCCCCACAAAGGCCCCAGGAUGACUAUUCAGUCCUGUUUGAAGAUACCUCCUACGCAGAUGGCUACUCCCCCCCGCUCAAUGUGGCCCAGAGGUACGUGGUGGCGUGCAAGGAGCCCAAGAAGAAGUGAAGCAAGCUGGCAGACGAGCUCUCCCGCCACCUUCCAGGCAGAAUGCAACAGGUUUUGUGAUUAAUAAAUAUUCUGCCCCUCA
Condylura cristata (star-nosed mole) is the source of this 1219-nucleotide messenger RNA. RefSeq names its product SAGA-associated factor 29 homolog. Gene Ontology annotation, cellular component: SAGA complex. Bases 256 to 1137 code for a protein of 293 amino acids. Lineage: Eukaryota; Metazoa; Chordata; Mammalia; Eulipotyphla; Talpidae. The record is from RefSeq and is a predicted model, not a curated record. The transcript is spliced from 10 exons.